AUUGAUUCUAUAUUUUUGACAACGUCAGAAGGGCGCGAAUUUAAAAUGAUAUUUUUGAAAUUUUGAAAAUUAUUUUAUUUAUAAACCUGCCAUAAAUCAUCAAUAAGUAAUUUCAAACUAUUUUUUUUAUUUCAAAUUAAUUGAUGUGUUAAUGAUUAGCCCUGAAAAUGCCUAACGCCUGUGAUCUUUACUUGAAGACCCGGCACAGUUUCUGUUCUCCACGUCAAAGAGCGCCCAUCGUCUUUAAUUCAGAUGUGAACGUUUCGAAAAGUUCCUCACAGUCCCACGAGUAUUCAUCUCCAAAGUAUUACGAACGAUAUGAGCACGAUGAAGUGCCCGUUAGGGAAUCCGAUUUAAGUGCUACCACCGAUAAGGAUGUCAUACUAACAAAUUCAGAACUCGACAAAAUCGAAAAGAGAGUUUAUGAGACUGUUUCACAAGAACUGCAAACCGACGAGAGCUCAUCUAUCAGUCUCGACUCGAACAUAAAAUUCUUUAAGACGACUGUAGAAAAGCUAUUUGAGAACUUUUACACCAGCAUGAGAGAUUUUGACCUCUACAAGCAGCGGUUUAACGAAAUCUUAGCCAAAAAUAAAGAGGAAUCCUUGGUCGACAUGGAGGACUUUAUUAAUGACAUGUUCCAGAAUAUGAUGUCUUCGGUCGACAUUAAAGUGACCGGCUCAACGACCACAGCUAAACGUUCCGGAAAUUGUGACGCAUCCACACCCACCAACUCGCAAGGGUCGGAAGGAUACGUUACGUUUUACAAUGGAAACCUCAAUACGGACUCUUCGUUUAACGAACAGUCCUCAGCUACGAGGAGUUCAGGAGACGGAGGGGAGACCUUUAACCUAUAUUUGGUCGAGGGGACGUCUUGCGUACAAAUUAACGUGGUGGAAAGAAGUCGCCUCUCGGAGAUUAAUAUCAGAAACUUGGAUUACGAGUCGGUCCGAAAUAAGUUCGCGUCUGCGGAGAAUUUGAAAAAAUUGGGAGACGAGUUCGAUGAGGACAGCUGGGCGGCCGAGCGCCGAGACCGCGUCCCCAGCGACCUGGACAUCCGCGUCAAGAAGUGCUCGGCCAAGAAAAACAUUUACUCCAACGAAGACUUCACGGUCAACGAGGGCGGUGACGCUAAAUCGUUAUUAACCAAAAUCUGCAGUUACAUUUGCAAAAAGUUUCGAAAAUAAAAUGCUCGAAUAUUCAACAAAA
This is a messenger RNA of Bombyx mori (domestic silkworm), 1209 nucleotides long. RefSeq lists its product as uncharacterized. NCBI's taxonomy places the organism in Eukaryota, Metazoa, Arthropoda, Insecta, Lepidoptera, Bombycidae. The transcript is spliced from 2 exons. The record is from RefSeq and is a predicted model, not a curated record. Bases 168 to 1187 code for a protein of 339 amino acids.